AUGGAUACAUUAAUCGGUUUAAAGGGAAAGGAUUUCAUAAUUUUAGGAGCAGAUACUUAUAGCAUUAAUUCAAUUAUAAAAUUAAAAAAUGACGAUAAAACAAAAUUUUAUGAUAUAAAUGGAAAUAAAUGCUUAUUAUUAGGAGGCUCAAUUGGUGAUAGAAUACAAUUUGGAGAGUUUAUUAGAAAGAAUGUUCACUUAUAUCAAUAUCAAAAUUCUACUUCUUUAUAUGUUAAAUCUUUUGCUUAUUUCACAAGAAAAAAUCUAGCCUAUUAUUUGAGGAGAAAUCCAUAUGAAGUAAAUUGCUUGAUAGCUGGAUAUGAUGAUAAGGAUGGAUAUCAACUAUACUGGUGUGAUUAUUUAAGUAACAUGGAUGCUAUAAAUAAAGGUGCUCAUGGAUAUGGAGCUUAUUUAGUUAACGCCAUAUUGGAUAAAUAUUAUCAUGAAAACAUGAAUUUAGAAGAGGCAUUAGUUAUUUUUAAAAAAUGUUUUGAAGAACUAAAAAAAAGAUUUCUUCUUACCCAAAUUAAUUACGAAUUAAGAAUCAUGUCAAAUAAUAAAAUAGAAACACAAUACGUUAACAUUUAA
This is a messenger RNA of Plasmodium berghei ANKA, 588 nucleotides long. Its product is annotated as proteasome subunit beta type-2, putative. The record is from RefSeq and is a predicted model, not a curated record. Gene Ontology annotation, biological process: proteasomal protein catabolic process. NCBI's taxonomy places the organism in Eukaryota, Apicomplexa, Aconoidasida, Haemosporida, Plasmodiidae. Gene Ontology annotation, molecular function: peptidase activity. The transcript is spliced from 2 exons. Gene Ontology annotation, cellular component: cytosol; nucleus; proteasome core complex. The coding region runs from base 1 to 588 and encodes 195 amino acids.